AUGGAUAACCCCUCUGGUGGCUCCCCCGGCAAGUCUCCCUCCGGCCUAGACCCCAACCGACAGCCCGAGAACACCAACGGCAGCGACGGCGGAUCCACUUCAAAUCAACCGCAGCAGUCCACGAAGAGGAAGAGGGGCCGUACAGAUUCGAAGGCUGCGGCCGGAGGACCCAGCCGUUCAUCGGCGAAGCCAAAGUUCGAUGCGCCGGACGUGGCGAGCCCCUGCAGCGUGUGCGGGAAGCGGUUCGCGUCGUGGAAGGCGCUGUUCGGGCACAUGCGGAGCCACCCGGACCGGCAGUGGCGGGGGGUGCACCCGCCGCCCACUUUCAACCGAGAAGGUUCGCCGGAGAAUGUUGGGCAGGCGGCACCGGGCGGCGAUCAAGAGGUGGCGGGUUAUCUAUUGAAGUUGGCGACGCAAGUGAAGAGCGCGAUGGAGAAGCAACAGCAUAUGUAUGAGUCUGGUGGUGCAAGGCCGUCGAGCACAACUGCUGAUCCAAGGAGGGGCUUGCACUUCGAUUUGAACCUGCAGCCUCAUGAUGACUAUUUGGACCAAGGUCUCCCUUCUAAUGAUCCUGUUUCUUCUUCUGUGGCUGCUUUUGCCAUUGAUCUUAACAUGCCUGCGCCUCCGGACAGCGAUGAGGGUGGUGACGAUGAGUGA
Malania oleifera is the source of this 657-nucleotide messenger RNA. Its product is annotated as zinc finger protein ZAT3-like. The record is from RefSeq and is a predicted model, not a curated record. Bases 1 to 657 code for a protein of 218 amino acids. Lineage: Eukaryota; Viridiplantae; Streptophyta; Magnoliopsida; Santalales; Ximeniaceae. The transcript has a single exon.